AUGGCGGCCUCUUUCAUCCCUCGUGCAGAUGUCCGCAACGAUAUAGUUCAGACGUGGUCGCCGCAUCUACAUGAUGCCGCUCACGACCAUCAACACAACGGCGACACUAAUGGCGCGAACGGCUGCGGGUUCGAGGCGCCCAUGCCAAACACUCCGCCGAUGACCGAAGAUGAUGAACGGCAUUGGCGAAACGCCGAACUCCAAUCCCGGAUCAUGCGGAACGUCGAAGAACUGGGCAUCACGCGUCCGGCCGGCCACAAGGUCUCCUUCCACUACAACAGUCAUGUCGAAGAUAUGCAUUUCGGCAAGACGCAUCCGAUGAAGCCGUGGCGAUUGACCUUGGCUAAACACCUCAUUUUGGGCUUCGGCCUGCAGUACUCCAUGGACACGUAUGAAGCCGUAGCGGCUGGCAAGGACGAAGUCGAGGCCUUUCACGAUCCGGAUUAUGUCGACUUCUUGUCCCGCGUCAGCCCGAACAAUUUUCGGGAACUCUCCGAGAUCGCUCAUUUCGCCGCCAGUAUCCCGCCGCGACAUGACGGAGACAAUUGCCCCGUGUUCGACGGUAUGAGCACCUAUCUCUUCCUCUACACCGGUGCCACCCUGGAAGCGACCUCCGCUCUCACCAGCGGCCAAAGCGACGUCGCCAUAAACUGGUCUGGCGGCCUGCACCACGCCCACAAAGGCGAAGCCUCGGGCUUCUGCUACAUCAACGACAUCGUCCUGUCCAUCCUCGACAUGCUCCGCGUCUACCCUCGGGUCCUCUACAUCGACAUCGACGUCCACCACGGCGACGGCGUGGAAGAAGCCUUCCAGCGCCAACCACGCGUCAUGACCCUCUCCUUCCACCGGUACGGGCCCUACGACGACACGGGCCACAAAUUCUUCCCGGGGACCGGCGACCUCGACGACAUCGGGCUCCGCGGCACCCCGGGCGAGCAUUUCGCGCUGAACGUGCCGAUCCCCAGCGGCAUCGACGACCGCCAAUACAAGUACGUCUUCGAGGAGACCUGCUCGCGCGUCAUCGACGCCUUCAAGCCCUCCGCCGUCGUCCUGCAGUGCGGCGCGGACUCCCUCGGCGGCGACCGCCUCGGCCAGUUCAACAUCAACAUCCGCCAGCACGGCGAAUGCAUCAGCUACAUCCAAUCGCGGCGCCUGCCCCUGCUGAUCCUCGGCGGCGGCGGCUACACCGCGCGCAACGUCGCGCGGGCCUGGUGUCACGAGACCGCGCUGCUGACAAGCAACACGCUGCCCGAGCAGAUCCCCCUGGACCUGGUCCCGCGACCCGAGGCCUUCUCGGGGAACAAGACGCACGGCGAGGGGAAGAUGUACCCCUCCUUCGAGAGAUUGCACAAGAACGAGUGCAAGGAUGCCGAGCUGGAGUUCAUGGUGAAGAAAAUCGAGGGCGACUUGAAAUUCGUGAGGAACUCCCCUUGGGUCGGCAUGGAGCAGUUGCCGGUCGAGAGCGCGAUGGAGAGGGUCAUGGAGGAGGAGGAUGAGCGGAGGAGGAAUGGCGGGAGGAGGGCCAAGGAGAGAGAUCCGGCCGGCAGGGGCGAGUUGAGGUGA
Dissoconium aciculare CBS 342.82 is the source of this 1563-nucleotide messenger RNA. Its product is annotated as histone deacetylase. The record is from RefSeq and is a predicted model, not a curated record. The coding region runs from base 1 to 1563 and encodes 520 amino acids. Gene Ontology annotation, molecular function: histone deacetylase activity. Lineage: Eukaryota; Fungi; Ascomycota; Dothideomycetes; Mycosphaerellales; Dissoconiaceae. The transcript has 3 exons.